This is a messenger RNA of Pecten maximus, 3676 nucleotides long. RefSeq names its product E3 ubiquitin-protein ligase DCST1-like. The record is from RefSeq and is a predicted model, not a curated record. The transcript has a single exon. Gene Ontology annotation, cellular component: membrane. Lineage: Eukaryota; Metazoa; Mollusca; Bivalvia; Pectinida; Pectinidae. Bases 235 to 2460 code for a protein of 741 amino acids.
CAGAUUAUGUUUUUAUUGUCUUUUUAGAUUAAAUCUGACUAACCAUUUCCUUACUGAACGACCACCAGAGUAAUCAAGGUUCUCUAUAUUAUGACGUCAUCAAUGAUCACAUUGCUGUCACGCCGAUUUCAGUGACGUCACUGUAGACGCUGUGUUCAUUGCAUGAACAACAUUUAAUCAGGUAAGGCUUUUCUUUGAUGGGAUGUAACGCGUCAAAAUUUCCAUGUUGCGACCAUGAACUACAAUGACUACCAUGAUGAUGAUGCUAAGUAUAUUGACGAAGAAAGUUUGCUUCCUCGAUCUAAACCCAGAACCUUGAAACGGAGAUAUAACAGUGACAGACGUUACAAUUGCUGUCGGAGGGUGGCCGAAACUAUUAAAUUUUAUAUCGUUGAUUUUUUUAAAGCUUCACCUGAACAUUACACUGCAGCUAAAGCUUUACUGGGAUUUCCGUUUGGUGCUGGACUAGGUAUCAUUUUAUACCAUCUUGUUCUGGACUUCACUUGGCUAAACGAAAGUACCCGCCAUUUUCUUGGUGGCGUUUUCGUUUUGGGAUUGGCAAGCGGAUAUGCACUUUCGGUUCAGGUGAGAUGCAUCACAUGUCUUUUGCUUCCUACAUUCUUUGGGAAAACAGGAAGGUCAUACAUUGCAACAUUUGCUGUUGUAUAUUUGAUUUCGGGACCUAUCCACACGAUUAUCGUAAAUGGACACGAAGUAGCAAGAUCACUCGGUUGUACAACUGAAUUGCUUGCCAACCACACGAGAGCACGCAUGGAUUUGACUAUGAAGCCAAUCGCAAAAGUGAUGAAAGAAUUUCAGGUAGAAGGAAUGCUCGUCAACAAAGUCGUAAAGAGAAUCGAUGAAGAAUUCGGUCCCAUGAAGAAAGAGGUGAUAGAUAAUUCGGAAAAAGAAAAAAUGAAGAAAAACACAGAAUAUGUUGACCAAGUCUCUGGAAAAACGCGAGGAGACAGGGUGAAGGAUGUUGAAAACAAGAAUAAAGUUGACAAUGAAAAGGAAUACAACAAGGUUGAGAAUGAUUACAGAAGUAAACUAGACUACCGCUGUGAAGAUGUAUGGAACGAAGGCGUUAUAAAGUGUCAAAAUGGCUUUCGUAGUAUGGAAGGACGAUGUCGCAACAAAAUCCCAAUCGUGGGUGCUCUGCUGUGUCUGCCAUUCAAACUCACCAUAUUCUGUGAGCUGGUGAGACUAGUUCCUGGAGCUCUGGGGAGUUCCUGUAACUCUAAGGAGGCUGUAAGUCCCGGUUUUGGGGAGGUUUUCGUGGCUGCAAAGGACAUGGCCGAUAACUUGGACAACGAUUUCAAAGCUAAUCUUCAGUACAAAGUGGUCAGCACACAGGAAAAGAUAGAUUUAACCACAGCGGAGGAGGUUAGCAAAUCGACACUCAAAAAAUUUGAGUAUAAGCAGGUUUGGUUGGAAUUCGGAUUGUCAUUGAUGAAGCGUCUCAUGGCGUUUACCUUUAUACUGGUAUUUAUCAGUGCUUAUAAGUACAACAAGGCAUAUCUGACGGACAUCCGACACGACAACGUCUACAUCACGUCUUACUUUCGUCACAUCGACGAUCGACGACGAAAGCUUUGUAAGACUACCCUAUUUCCAAUGAAGAAAGUGGAAAGUGAUGCCUGUAAAGUUUUGACAAGUCCAAAACUGAUGAAAGCAGAAAAAAAGAAGAUUUUGAAGGGAACAAUUAUGCUGGUGAUACGGGCAUUAAUUUCGACAGUGAUUAUCAUGUCUAGUGAUCUUCUCUACAGUGUUCUCGAUAUCAUUAGGCGUCACAGUCGCAUUGACUACCACCAGCAGGGGGAACACAUAAUCGAUAUCGAUAUAUUCGGUACUGGCUUUAUGUCCGAAAUCGUCAGACUUUUCCUGAAAGGUUUUAACCACAACGGUAAAAUUGACAACAUCUCAACGAAUUUCGAGUGUUUACCCCGACCGGUUCAGAUGGAAAAGAAAUAUUUAUGGCUGAUAUAUGGCACAUUCGGCACCAUCUGGGUUCUAAUGCUUUUCGAAGCAUAUGGUCUCCGUCUCCGACGACUCGUCGCCUCGUUUUUUUAUCGAAAAAGGGAGAAAAAACGGAUUCUUUACCUAUAUAACGACAUGCUGAAGAAGCGACGGGGGUUCUUGCGCCAUAUGCGCCAUCAUAUUCGGAAGCAAGUUAAGAAGAAAAACCUUUUAGUUAAAAUAAGCCUGACCAGCAGUUUACGAAAGGAGUUUCCGCGGUUAUGUGGCUGGUUGAAAAUUUUCGGUUCAGGGAAACUUUCAUGCUUGAUCUGUGAAGACCCAGAGAAAAAAGGUUUCGUGCGCUGUCUGACGCCAGGAUGUAACGUCGGAUACUGUGCGAUGUGUUGGUCCGAUAUCAAACAACGUUGUUACUCCUGUAACCCAGAAAAGGCUAGCAAUCUUAGUGAUCUAUCUGAUGAUGGACUCUCUGACUCGGACUAAUCCAAACAGAGCAAGUGGACUUAGUGAUCUGUCUGAUGAUGGACUGUCCGAUUCUUGGUAAUCCAGACAUGGAUAGCGACCUUAGUGACGUGUUUGCGGCUCAGGACCGAUCUUGACAGGGCUAGCUAUCGGAGUGAUCUGUCUGAUGAUGGACUCUCUGACUCGGACUAAUCCUAACAGAGCAAGCUGUCUUAGUGAUCUAUCUGAUGAUGGACUCUCUGACUCGGACUAAUCCAAACAGAGCAAGUGGACUUAGUGAUCUGUCUGAUGAUGGACUGUCCGAUUCUUGGUAAUCCAGACAUGGAUAGCGACCUUUGUGACGUGUUUGCGGCUCAGGACUGAUCUAGACAGGGCUAGCUAUCGGAGUGAUCUGUCUGAUGACUCUCCAACUCGGACUAAUUAAUCCAGGUAUUAUUUAGAUAAAAGCUGGUGUUGUUUAGACAGAAAUGCCCGCCUGUAAAAAAAAACUAGAUAUUUUUGUUGUGGACCUACAUUGUACUUGUUUCAUUACAAUGGUGUUUUGUGAACACAUUUAUGACCUGAUGACAAUGAGUGUUAUAGUGAUCAUUCAUUUUCCUUUACGAAAAUUGUUUUAUAAGCUGCGCAAUGUGUAAUACCCAAGUGUAGCGGUGUAGGUUAGCCUCAACAACCAGAAGUCGGUCUGUAAAGGUAAUUUCUUACCAUCGACGGCUAAUUCCAACUGAAAUACUAGUGUUCACAUAUUCAUUGCUGAUUACAAGCGCGUCUCAAAUGAUACGCAGCCAUUGCAAACGAGGCACAGGCCCCGACACUGCCACGUAAACGUGGAGAAACAAUGUCUACCAGUUAAAAACAAUAAACCAAUUAGACAUGUUCAGUUUUGUAUGAAGUAACACUGAUUAGACAAUAUAAACUCCCAAGACAUCACGCAGAUACGGUUACCUUAGCCAAAGUCGGCGUUGGUUGGGCUCCGUUUGCAAUGGUAUGUGUUGGCAAUGUACGUGCAGGUCUAAAGGUUAGUGGGUUUGUCUCCCCUCGAUUUAAUUUGUACUUGGCGAAAAUCAUAAUAGGUUAAUUUUCUUUAUGUCGAUGGAUUCAUAUGUAUACCUUCGCUACGAUCAAACAAACUGUUGGACGGCAAUGGUUGUUCUGGGUGUCCAAAGUCAUUAAACAGCUCAUUUAGACCGUUUAACCACUCAUGUAGGCACUCUGUAUACAGCAAGAUGAUUUUAAAUCU